This is a messenger RNA of Solanum pennellii, 276 nucleotides long. RefSeq names its product SKP1-like protein 11. Lineage: Eukaryota; Viridiplantae; Streptophyta; Magnoliopsida; Solanales; Solanaceae. The record is from RefSeq and is a predicted model, not a curated record. The transcript has a single exon. Bases 1 to 276 code for a protein of 91 amino acids. Gene Ontology annotation, biological process: SCF-dependent proteasomal ubiquitin-dependent protein catabolic process. Gene Ontology annotation, cellular component: cytoplasm; nucleus. Gene Ontology annotation, molecular function: cullin family protein binding.
AUGGAAAAAGUCAUAAAUUAUUCGAAUAAACAUUCGGAGGAAGGUGUUACGGAAGUUCAGUUAAAGAAUUUUGAUCAGAACUUCCUGAAGAUGAGCCACUCAGAAUUAUUUGAUGUUCACUUGGCUGCUAGAUAUCUUGAUGAUAAGCAAUUGGAGGAGUUAAUAAUCCAACAAUCUUUCGAUAGAAUCACAGGGAAAACACUAGAGGUAAUACGUGAUGUAUUUGGUAUCGUGAAUGACUAUACACCAAAGGAACAGGAGCAGGUCCAUAGAUAG